Molecule: messenger RNA, 251 nt
Organism: Prorocentrum cordatum
Lineage: Eukaryota; Dinophyceae; Prorocentrales; Prorocentraceae
Source: the annotation of a GenBank genome assembly
AUGUGCACUGUAGCCUGCGCAGGUCCACGGGCGGGCACGAACAGCCGGCCCAUGAGAGCCGAGCCCGAAUUCCCGCUGCGCCACCAGUCCCGCGUCCUCAUCGUGGCCAACACGCACCUGUUCUACCACCCCGGUGCGCCGCACGUCCGGCUGCUCCAGGUGGCCUGCCUGCUGGCCCACUGCGAGCAGCUGAUGGAGGAGCACGCCGCCGAGGCGCCAGCAGUGCUCCUCUGCGGCGACUACAACAUGGG